CCAUCAACUCCCCGCCCCUCCCUCCUUUUUUAAACAUGGCGGCCGUGUCUACUCUCCCAACUAACGUCCAGCCGCCUGCAAAGUGACGCGGCCUCAUUCGGCCUCGCUCGGCCGCCGGUCAGUUGUCCUCCUCCGCCUCUCGGAUGCGAACGUCGACCGCCUCCUCGCCGACGCCGUCCCGCCGACAAGAAGCUCCGAGCCCCGGCCGGCCUACCGACCGCUGUAGCCUCCGCGGAGGGGCCCUUAUUCUUCUUCUUCUUCUCCUCCUCUUUGGAGCCCAAGCAGCAACGGGCAGUCUGGAAGUCAACCCCCCAGCCAGGCAGCCACCUUCCCCCGUCCGGAGCGAUGGUUUGACACGGAGCACUCGGGCCGUCCUCUGCGCCAACGAUGUGUGAAAACUGCGCCGAGCUGGUGGAGGUUCUGAACGAAAUUUCCGACGCAGACGACAGCGAGGGCGGCUUCCAGCUGAAGAAGGAACAUGCGCUGCGAGUGUUGGCUCACAUUAGCUCAUGGACGCAGAGACAAUGUCUGUGCUGCUUCAAGGAGUACAAGCAUCUGGAGGUCUUCAACCAGCUGGUGUACGCGCUCAUCAACCUGGUGGUCGGACAGAUCAGCGGCCUCAGGGACCGCCUGUGCCGCCUGUGCCGCCUCGGACCCCCCGAGGGGGAGGCAGCAGUGGCGGCCGAUAGCAAACAUCACGACGAUGACCGGGCUCCGUUCGAGCCCCCCCACCGGCCGGCUUCGCCCGGGGAGGACGAGCCCGUCAACGUGGAGCGGGACUCGGCGGAAGAGGAAGCCGAGUCUCCUGACUGCGGACUGAACCGGAAGCAGACUGAGACCCAGAUGCAAGCGGGGCCCAAGGAGGGGGGCGGGUCAGGAGGUGCUCACGACACCCAUGACGCGUUCAGCUUGUGGAACACGGAAGAGCGAGAGAAGCUGCUGCUAUGCGCCGCAAAGAUCUUCCAGAUCCAGUUCCCUCUCUACACAGCCUACAAACACAAUACGCACCCCACCAUUGAGGAUAUAUCUGCUCAUGAGAGCAGCAUCCUGGGCUCCUUCUGCGACAUGAAUGACGUGGAGGUUCCAUUGCACCUUCUGCGCUACGUUUGUCUCUUCUGCGGCAAGCACGGCCUGUCUCUGAUGAAGGAAUGUUUCCAGGCCGCCACGCCUGACAGCCUCCCCUUCCCCAUCGCGCACGCCUUCAUUACCAUUGUGUCCAACAUACGAAUAUGGCUUCACAUUCCCGCCGUUAUGCAGCACAUCAUCCCUUUCCGCUCGUAUGUCAUACGGUACCUCUGCAAGCUGUCCGACCAGGAGCUGCGUCAGAGCACGGCGCGCAACAUGGCCGACCUGAUGUGGAGCACGGUGAAGGAGCCACUGGACAGUGCACUUUGCUUUGACAAGGAGAGCCUGGACCUGGCCUUCAAGUACUUCAUGUCCCCCACCCUCACCAUGCGGCUGGCUGGACUCAGCCAGAUCACCAACCAGCUGCACACUUUUAACGACGUGUGCAACAACGAGUCUCUUGUAUCCGACACAGAAACGUCCAUAGCCAAGGAUCUGGCCGACUGGUUGAUCCACAACAACGUGGUAGAGCACCUUUUUGGACCUAAUUUGCACAUUGAGAUCAUUAAACAGUGCCAAGUGAUCCUUAACUUCUUGGCUGCGGAGGGCCGCCUCAGCACGCAGCAUGUGGACUGCAUUUGGGCUGCGGCUCAGCUGAAGCACUGCAGCCGCUACAUCCACGACCUUUUCCCUUCCCUCAUCAAGAACUUGGACCCAGUGCCCCUCCGUCACGUCCUCAACUUGGUCUCAAGCCUGCACCCCAGCGCGCACACCGAGCAGACGCUCUACUUGGCCUCCAUGCUUAUCAAGGCCCUGUGGAACAACGCCCUGGCCGCCAAGGCCCAGCUGUCCAAGCAAAGCUCCUUCGCCUCACUGCUCAACACCAACAUGGCCAUGGGCAACAAGAAGGGCUCUUCGGCUGCCAGUCCCGACAGCAGCGACACGCAGCACAGCGCCGGCAGCGACAUUGACGAGCAGAUGAUGGCGGGAAGCAAGCGCGGACAGCAGAGGCUUUCUGACACUGAGGAGUCAAUGCAGGGCAGCUCUGACGAGACGGCCAACAGCGCCGAGGAAUGCAGCAGCGGGCCAGGCAGCACCAGCGGCCACAGUGAUGCCUCUAGCAACGAGGCUGCCUCCAGCAGAGCCAGCCAAUCGGCUGGCAGCCCCGCGAGCGAGGUCCACUCUGACGACAUGGCUGACAGCGAGGCCCUGAAGGAGGAGGAUGAUGACGAGGAAGAAGAGGAGGAAGACGAGGAGGAGGAUGACGACGAGGACGAAGAAGAGGACGAGGAAGAAGAGGUGCCUGCUGAUGGUGGGUCGCAGAAGGAUGAGAAGGACCCCCGGGAACAAGUAGAGUCACGGAAGAGGAAGGCGGGUGAGGCUCUGAGCGAUGGCGCCAAACCCAAGGUUCUCCCCUUCAGCCCAGAGACGUCCGCCAUCAUGGCUGCCACCGCCGCGUCCACCUCCCUGGAGAGCCGCAUGAGGAUGAUGGACACGUGUGUGGCAUCCUCGUCCGCACAGGUGCCCCAGACGCCCGACAUCGGCUCCUGCCAGGUGGGGCAGGUGCCCCAGGAGCCACCCUGCGUGGCCCGGCCCGCCGACUUCCUGGGCGAGGCAAUGGGCGGCGAGAUCUUUAACUGCCGUCGCUUCAUUGGCCCCCAGCACCACCACCACCACCAUCAUCACCACCACCAUCACGAAGGGCCGAUGGUGGAGGACAUGCUGAGUGCUGACGAUGUGAGCUGCAGCAGCUCGCAGGUCAGUGCCAAGUCGGAGAAGAACAUGGCUGACUUUGACGGUGAGGAAUCGGGCUGUGAGGAGGAACUAGUCCACAUAAACUCGCACGCUGAGCUCAGCUCACACCUGCAGCAGCACCUCCCCAACCUGGCAUCAAUCUACCACGAGCACCUGGUGCAAGGUCCAGCCGUGCAUAAGCAUCAGUACUCGGGCGGCCAUGCAGUGACCGAUGUCAACCUGGACAAUGUCUGCAAAAAAGGAAACACGCUGCUGUGGGACCUGGUGCAGGACGAUGACGCGAUCCACCUGUCCGAGGGUCUGAUCAACGAGGCCGAGAAACUGCUGUGCUCGCUGGUUUGCUGGUUUACCGACCGGCAGAUCCGCAUGCGCUUCAUCGAGGGCUGCCUGGACAACCUGGCACACCACCGGUCUGUUGUGGUCUCCUUGAGACUCCUCCCCAAGCUCUUUGGCACUUUCCAGCAGUUUGGAUCCAGUUACGACACUCACUGGAUCACCAUGUGGGCUGAGAAGGAGCUGCACAUGAUGAGGCUAUUCUUUGACAACCUCCAACACUACAUCCAAGAGGUCCGACAGCACCGCCACACGUUUACACUGUACAGUCACAGUGCAGAGGUCCAGGUGCGCCUGCAGUUCCUCACGUGUGUCUUCUCCACGCUUGGAUCCCCGGACCACUUCAGACUGAGUCUGGAGCAGGUGGACAUCCUCUGGCACUGCCUGGUAGAGGACGCCGAGUGCUACGAUGAUGCCCUGCACUGGUUCCUCAAUCAGGUGCGCAGCAAGGACCAGCACGCCAUGGGCAUGGAAACGUAUAAGCACCUCUUCCUGGAGAAGAUGCCUCAGCUGAAGCCCGAGACCAUCAGCAUGACUGGCCUGAACCUGUUCCAGCACCUUUGCAACCUUGCCCGGUUGGCCACCAGCACGCUGGACAACGCCGCCAGCUGCGAGCUAUGCGGGAUGGACCAGCUGUGGGGGAUUGCCCUCCGAGCUCAGUCGGCCGACAUCAGCCGCGCCGCCAUCCAGUACAUCAAUUCUUACUACAUCAACGCGGGUAAAACGGGCCUGGAGAAGGAGCAGGAGUUCAUCCGAAAGUGUAUGGAGAGUCUCCUGAUGGCGUCGGCCAACCUGGAGAAGGACGCACACUCGGGCCUGACCAGCAUAGAGAGAGGCCUGCUCAUGCUCAAGACGCACCUGGAGGCCUUCAGGCGCAGGUUUGCCUACCACCUGCGCCAGUGGCAGAUCGAGGGCACAGGAAUUAGCAGCCACCUGAAGGCGCUCAGUGACAAACAGUCGCUACCGCUCAGGAUCGUUUGUCAGCCCGCUGGACUGCCAGACAAGAUGACCAUCGAGAUGUACCCUAGUGACCAGGUGGCGGACCUGCGCGCCGAGGUGACCCACUGGUACGAAAACCUGCAGAAGGAGCAGAUGAACCAGCAGGCGCAGCUGCAGGAAUUCGGCCAGUGUGGCCGGCAGCCAGGGGAAUUCUCAGGGGGUCUGAUGGGACCCGUCCGGAUGAUCUCUUCGGGACACGAACUCACAACAGACUACGACGAGAAGACGCUUCAUGAGCUGGGCUUCAAGGACAUGCAGAUGGUGUUUGUGUCUCUGGGAGCACCUCGUCGCGAGCGUAAAGGCGAGGGCGUGCAGCUGCCGGCGUCAUGCCUUCCUCCCCCACAGAAGGAGCACAUCCCCAUGCUGCUGCUGUUACAGGAGCCUCACCUCACGACACUCUUCGACCUGCUGGAGAUGCUGGCCUGCUUCAAGGCGCCCAGUCCCUCCACAGAGAAGCUCCACGACAGUCUGGAGAUGGCACGGUCCGAGGAACUGCACCUCCACGCCGAGAACCUUUCCCGCCGUGUGUGGGAACUUCUUAUGCUGCUACCCACCUGUCCCAAGAUGCUGCAGGCCUUCCAGAACAUCUCUGACGACAACACGAAUGAAGGUCUGUGCUGGAAGGAGCUGCUGAGGAUCAAAAGUGCCCACAAGCUGCUCUACGCUCUUGAGAUCAUCGAAGCACUGGGAAAACCAAACCGACGCAUCCACAGAGAGUCCACUGGCAGCUACAGUGACUUGUACCCGGACUCUGACGACUCUAGCGAGGACCAGAUCGAGAACAGCAAAAACUCGUGGAGCUGCAAGUUUGUUUCAUCUGGAGGCCUGCAGCAGCUCCUGGAGAUCUUCAACUCUGGCAUCCUAGAGCCCAAAGAUCAGGAAUCCUGGACUGUGUGGCUGCUGGACUGCCUGGCCUGCCUGCUGAAGCUCAUCUGCCAGUUUGCCGUGGACCCCGCCGACCUGGACCUGGCUUACCACGACGUCUUCUCCUGGUCCGGCCUCGUCGACGGGCAACGCAAGCGAGCCUGGCCCGGGAAGUCGCGCAAGUCCGCCGUGGAGCAUGGAAAAAGUCUGCACAUCCCCAGACUCACGGAGGUGUUCCUCAGUCUGGUCCAAGGAACCAACCUGAUCGAACGUCUCAUCAACGUAGCCUACACCUACGACAAUUUAGCGCACAGAGUUCUGAAGGCCCAGUCGGAUCACAGGUCUCGACAUGAAGUGACACACUACUCCAUGUGGCUGCUGGUGAGCUGGGCCCACUGCUCGUCGUCCGUCAAAUCCAGCCUGGCCGACAGCGAGCGUCUGCACGACUGGCUCAGGAAACUUACCCUGCUGGUGCCGGAGCCAGCGGUGCGUCACGAGGCAUGCAAUGGCCUCUACAAGCUGUCCCUGUCGGGCCUGGAGGGCGGAGAGUCCAUCAAUAGAUCUUUUCUGCUGCUCGCCGCAUCCACGCUGCUCAAGUUCCUGCCCGACGCGCAAGCUGUGAAACCUCUGCGGAUGGAGGACUACGAGGAGGAGCCCCUCCUAAGAAGUGGGUGCAAAGAAUACUUUUGGCUGCUGUGUAAGCUCAUCGACAACAUCCACGUCAAAGACGCCAGUCAGACCACCCUGCUGGACCUGGACGCCUUAGCGCGACACCUGGCGGACUGCAUACGAAGCCGUGAGAUGUUGGACCAGCAGGAUGGAAGCAUUGAGGACGACGGCCUGACGGGUUUGCUGCGCCUGGCCACCAGUGUCCUCAAGCACAAGCCCCCGUUCAAGUUCUCGCGCGAGGGCCAGGACUUCCUCCGCGACGUGCACAACCUCCUCUUCUUGCUGCCCAGCCUGGCUGACCGGGCGCAGCCCAAGUGCAAGUCGCACGCCGCCCGUGCUGCCGCCUACGACCUCCUGGUGGAGACGGUCAAAGGCUCUGCGGACAACUACCGCCUGCUGCACAACUGGGUCAUGUCACAGCACAUGCAGGCCUCUCACGCUCCAUACAAGUGGGACUACUGGCCUCACGACGACGUGCGUGCAGAGUGUCGCUUCGUGGGCCUCACCAAUCUGGGCGCCACCUGCUACCUGGCAUCUACCAUUCAGCAGCUCUACAUGAUCCCUGAGGCCCGCCAGGCCAUCUUCACAGCCAAGUAUGCUGAGGAUAUCAAACACAAGACGACGCUGCUGGAGCUGCAGAAAAUGUUUACGUACCUGAUGGAGAGCGAGAGGAAGGCGUACAACCCGCGACCAUUCUGUAAGACGUACACAAUGGACAAACAGCCGCUCAACACGGGAGAGCAGAAGGACAUGACUGAGUUUUUCACCGACCUCAUCACCAAGAUCGAGGAGAUGUCACAUGAGCUGAAGAACACGGUGAAGACUUUGUUUGGAGGCGUCAUCACCAACAACGUUGUUUCUCUGGACUGCGACCAUGUGAGUCAGACUGCUGAGGAGUUCUACACGGUCAGGUGUCAAGUGGCCGACAUGAAGAACAUCUACGAGUCUCUGGACGAGGUGACCAUCAAGGACACACUGGAGGGGGACAACAUGUACACCUGCUCACACUGCGGGAAGAAGGUCCGCGCAGAGAAAAGGGCCUGUUUCAAGAAGCUUCCCGGCAUCCUGAGUUUCAACACCAUGCGCUAUACUUUCAACAUGGUCACCAUGAUGAAGGAGAAGGUCAACACACAUUUCUCCUUCCCACUGCGCCUCGACAUGACGCCCUACACCGAGCACUUCCUCAUGGCCAAAGGAGAGCGCAAAGAGGGCGAGUCCAAGACAUCUGAAAGUUCCGAAUACGACUUAAUCGGUGUGACAGUGCACACUGGCACGGCGGACGGUGGCCAUUACUACAGCUUCAUACGAGACAUCGUCAACCCUCACGCUUACAAGAAUAACAAGUGGUACUUGUUCAACGACGCCGAGGUGAAGCCCUUCGACUCUGCACAGCUGGCAUCAGAGUGCUUCGGCGGAGAGAUGACGACCAAAACGUAUGACUCAGUAACUGACAAGUUCAUGGACUUCUCCUUUGAGAAGACACACAGCGCCUAUAUGUUGUUCUACAAGCGUGUAGAGCUUCAGGAGGACAAUGCCAAGGACUUCACGUUUGACGUUUCUCCAGAUCUGCUGGAGUGGAUCUGGCACGACAACAUGCAGUUCCUCCAGGACAAGAACAUAUUUGAGCAUACCUACUUUGGUUUCAUGUGGCAUCUUUGCAGCAGCAUUCCCAGCACGCUGCCCGACCCCAAAGCCAUCUCCCUCAUGACAGCCAAGCUCAGUACGUCAUUUGUCCUGGAGACCUUCAUUCAUUCUAAGGAAAAGCCCACCAUGCUGCAGUGGAUUGAACUUCUCACCAAACAGUUCAACAACAGCCAGGCGGCCUGCGAGUGGUUUUUGGACAGGAUGGCAGAUGACAACUGGUGGCCCAUGCAGAUCCUCAUCAAGUGUCCCAAUCAGAUUGUCAGACAGAUGUUCCAGAGGUUGUGUAUACACGUCAUCCAGAGGCUGCGUCCGGUCCAUGCUCACCUCUACCUGCAGCCGGGCAUGGAAGACGGGUCAGACGACAUGGACGGGUCGGUGGAGGACAUCGGGAGCCGCUCUUGCGUGACUCGCUUUGUGAAGACGCUGCUGUCCAUCAUGGAGCAUGGCGUCAAGCCUCACAGCAAGCACCUUACUGAGUACUUUGCCUUCCUCUACGAGUUCGCCAAGAUGGGAGAGGAGGAGAGUCAAUUCCUGCUGUCACUCCAAGCCAUCUCCAUUAUGGUGCACUUCUACAUGGGAACCAAAGGACCAGAGAACCCGCAGGUAGAGGUUCUGUCUGAGGAGGAGGGUGAGGAGGAGGACGAGGAGGAAGACAUCUUGUCCCUGGCCGAGGAGAAAUAUCGUCCGGCCGCUCUGGAGAAGAUGGUCGCCCUCAUUGCCCUCCUGGUGGAGCAGUCGCGCACGGAGAGACACCUAACGCUGUCCCAGAGCGACAUGGCGGCGCUUACGGGCGGCAAAGGUUUCCCAUUCCUCUUCCAGCACAUCCGAGAUGGCAUCAACAUUCGGCAGACGUGCAACCUCAUCUUCAGCCUCUGUCGCUACAACAACCGCCUGGCCGAGCAUAUCGUUUCCAUGCUCUUCACCUCCAUCGCCAAGCUGACGCCUGAGGCUGCUAAUCCUUUCUUCAAGCUGCUCACCAUGCUGAUGGAGUUUGCGGGCGGCCCCCCGGGGAUGCCCUCCUUCGCCUCAUACAUCCUGCAGAGGAUCUGGGAGGUAAUCGAGUACAACCCGACUCAGUGUUUGGACUGGCUCGCGGUGCAGACUCCUCGGAACAAGCUGGCCCACAGCUGGGUUUUGCAGAACAUGGAGAACUGGGUGGAGCGCUUCCUGCUAGCCCACAACUACCCUCGUGUGCGCACCUCGGCGGCGUACCUCCUGGUGUCGCUGAUCCCCAGCAACUCUUUCCGUCAGAUGUUCCGCUCCACACGCUCGCUGCACCUGCCCACCCGCGAGCUGCCGCUGUCCCCCGACACCACGGCUGUGCUGCACCAGGUGUACAACCUCUUGUUGGGCCUGCUGGGCCGCGCCAAGCUGUACGUGGAUGCCAGCGUGCAUGGUACCACCAAGCUAGUGCAGUACUUCAGCUUCAUGACGUACUGCCUCAUCUCCAAGACCGAGAAGCUCAUGUUUUCCCUCUACUUCAUGGACCUUUGGAACCUCUUCCAGCCCAAACUGUCUGAGCCGGCCAUCGCCACCAACCACAACAAGCAGGCGCUCCUGUCCUUCUGGUACAACGUGUGCGUGGACUGCAGCGAGAACGUCCGGCUUGUGGUGCAGAACCCGGCCGUCACCAAGAACAUCGCAUUCAACUACAUCCUGGCCGACCACGACGACCAGGAGGUGGUGCUGUUCAACCGCAGCAUGCUGCCUGCCUACUAUGGCAUCCUUCGCAUGUGCUGCGACCAGUCUCCCGCCUUCACACGCCAGCUGGCCUCGCAUCAGAACAUCCAGUGGGCCUUCAAGAACCUUACUCCGCAUGCCAGCCAGUAUCCCAGGGCAGUGGAGGAGCUGUUCAAUCUGAUGCAGUUGUUCGUGGCGCAGCGAUCCGACAUGCAUGAAGAAGAAGUGGAGGACGUCAAGCAGUUCAAGAAGACGACCAUCAGCUGCUACCUCAGAUGCCUGGAUGGACGCUCGUGUUGGACCACCCUCAUCAGUGCCUUCAGGGUCCUGCUGGAGAAUGAGGAGGACCGACUGCUGGUGGUCUUCAACAGAGGACUCAUCCUCAUGACAGAGUCAUUCAACACACUGCACAUGAUGUACCACGAGGCCACUGCCUGCCAUGUCACCGGAGACCUGGUAGAGCUGCUCUCCAUCUUCCUGUCUGUGCUCAAGGCCACCAGGCCUUACCUACAGCGCAAAGAUGUGAAGCAGGCUCUGAUCCAGUGGCAAGAGAGGAUUGACUUUGCCCACAAGCUCCUCACGCUGCUCAACUCGUACAGCCCGCCCGAGCUGCGCAACGCGUGCCUGGACGUGCUGAAGGAACUCCUUCUGCUCAGCCCGCACGACUUCCUGCAUACGCUGGUGCCCUUUCUGCAACACAACCACUUCACGUACCACCACAGCAACAUACCCAUGUCGCUGGGGCCAUACCUACCCUGCCGAGAGAACAUGAAGCUGAUGGGGGCCAAGAGCAACAUCCGCCCACCGAGGCCCGAACUCAACAUGUGCCUGCUGCCGUCCAUGGUGGAGAGCACCAAGGGCAAAGACGAGGUGUACGACCGCAUGCUGUUGGACUACUUUCUGUCGUACCAGCAGUUCAUCCAUCUUCUGUGUCGCGUGGCCAUCAACUGUGAGAAGUUUACAGAGACGCUCGUCAAGCUGAGUGUGCUGAUGGCAUAUGAAGGACUUCCUCUGCACCUCGCCCUCUUCCCCAAACUGUGGACCGAACUGUGCCAGUCGCAGUCACUGCUGUCCAAGACAUGCGUGAAGCUGCUGUGCGACGACGCGGCCUUCAGCGAGUACAUCAAGUGCGUCCUGAUGGACGAGAGGAGCUUCCUCAACAAUAACGCCGCCUAUGCCUUCCUCACGUGCUUCCUGCACAAGGUGCAGGUAUUGUCCGGUGUGAGCUGCUGCGGCCUGCUUGGUGUGUUGGUGGAAAGCGUGCUGAGCCAGCACGGUGGCCUGCAGCCCGAACUCUCAUCCGAUUGGCCGGAACUCGACAAGACCGCCACCCUGCUCAACGCUGACCUUCGGGCUUUGACGUUGUUGCUUUCAGUGCAACCGCCUCAGGCCCUGGACUCCGCCCUGGGCCCCGCCCUCCACGAGCUGAUGGCUCGAUAUCGCCUUUGCGUGCAGCAACGCAACGCGCUGAUGGACGCAUGCCACCGAAAUGACAAUGAGGAGGAGGGCGCCACCCCCAUGAAGCGGCGACGCGUGAGCAGCGACAACGAAGACGAUGAGGCGGCGGCCCUCUGCCUGCCGUCUUGCUCCACAUCUGCCACUGCCGCCCUGCCGCCAUCCUGCGCCACGUCCGCCGCCCUGCCGCCGUGCCCUGACUCGUCCAAGCUGGAGCGGCAGGGGGCGCUGACGCCCACCAGCACCUCCGACACGGAGACGCGAGACUCCUCGUCCCUCAUCGACCCGGGCACCGAGCAGGACCCGCCCUCACCUCCGGAUCCUGCCCCAUCACCUACGGACCCCGCCUCCUCCCCCAGAGGGGACAAUAUGACCGAGGAGGAGGACUCCAAGGCCCCGCCCCUCCCGGAGGAGACCGCCCUGUCGCCGGGCCUGGUGGGUGAGGGGCCGGAGGAUGUGCUCGAUGCCUUGUGCAGGACGCUGGAAGCUGCUGUUGCCCUGGUUGCCAAACUGACUGCUAAAGCGCUGCCCUCCUCGUGACAUCGUUGGUCGCUGUGAGAUUCCCCCCCUUCUUCAUUGCCUUGGAGUCGCACUUUUUUUUUUCUUCAAAGGGGAAAAAAAGUUUUGCUUUUAUACAAAAAGUGAGGGUUUUAUUUGUUUUAUUUGCCGUAAUUUAAUUUUAUUUCAUUUUUAUUGCUCGUCCUCUGUGCCACUUUUUGUACUUUUGUCUACGAUGAGGCAAUGAUGGCAAGCUGAGAGUAAAAGUAAAAAAAGUAAUGAAAAAAAAUUGAAAUUAAAAAAUGGACAAAAUUGUUGCCUUUAGUUGGCGUUUGUGUUGGAAUGAGAACACAAAGCACGUUUACUUGUAAAUGAGAAGAACCACAAGAAAACUUGAUUCUGUCAGGAAUACUUGCCUGAAGGUAUAUAUGAAAACUAUAAAUAUAUAUAGAUAAAUAUCUUUAUAUAUACAUAUUAAGAAAUAUGAAUAUAUAUAUCUAUAUAUAUAUAAAAGGUGCUUUAUUGGACUAUGGUGCAAAUGAAGCCCCCGUGUUGGACCAGUCUGAGCUUUUUCUUUUCUUGACUGCCGACCAUUCCUGGCCGUUCUGCUGUUGAGUUUUAGCUGCUUGUGUUGUCGUUUUUCAUUCAUUUCACACAA
Phycodurus eques (leafy seadragon) is the source of this 11620-nucleotide messenger RNA. It is a transcript of the gene usp34, whose product is annotated as ubiquitin specific peptidase 34. The record is from RefSeq and is a predicted model, not a curated record. Gene Ontology annotation, cellular component: nucleus; cytosol. Gene Ontology annotation, molecular function: cysteine-type endopeptidase activity; cysteine-type deubiquitinase activity. The transcript has 79 exons. Bases 388 to 11004 code for a protein of 3538 amino acids. NCBI's taxonomy places the organism in Eukaryota, Metazoa, Chordata, Actinopteri, Syngnathiformes, Syngnathidae. Gene Ontology annotation, biological process: protein deubiquitination.